Messenger RNA from Triticum urartu, 1626 nucleotides. Its product is annotated as protein phosphatase 2C 51. The record is from RefSeq and is a predicted model, not a curated record. Gene Ontology annotation, molecular function: protein serine/threonine phosphatase activity; cation binding. Gene Ontology annotation, biological process: protein dephosphorylation. NCBI's taxonomy places the organism in Eukaryota, Viridiplantae, Streptophyta, Magnoliopsida, Poales, Poaceae.
CCUCCUCCGUGGCCGCCUAGGCUACUCAUCUCCGGUCCGGUCGGUCGAGCGAGGCACGGGCAGGGGCAUGCUGCUAUGAGGCAGGCGGUGGGCGCCGGUGACGAGGGGCUGUCGCGGAAGGUCGCCGUGGCGGCCGGGGACGCCGACGGGGCGACGGCCGCGCGCCGUCGCCGCCGGCUCGAGCUCCGGCCGCACGGGCGGAAGGUGGCGUCGGGCGAGGACGAGCCGGCGAAGAAGGCCACGGACGGGUCCGAGUCCGAGUCCUCCGCGGACGUGGGCCGCGGGAUCUGGCUGCCCGCGUGCCUGUCGCACGGCGCGGUGUCCGUGAUCGGCCGGCGCCGGGAGAUGGAGGACGCCGUGGCCGUCGAGCGCACCUUCCUGGCCUCCUCGCCGGACGCGUGCGGGGGAGGCGACGAGGGCAGCGGCGGGGAGGACUUCUUCGCGGUGUACGACGGCCACGGCGGGGCGCGGGUGGCGGAGGCGUGCCGGGAGCGGAUGCACGUGGUGCUGGCGGAGGAGGUGGAGCGGCUGCGGUGCCGCCCCGGCGCGCGCGGCUGGAAGGAGGCCCUGGAGGCCAGCUUCGCGAGGGUGGACGGCGAGGUCGUGGCCGGCGCGGGCGCCGACGACGACGAGGAGUCGCGCUCCCGCACCGUGGGGUCGACCGCCGUGGUGGCCGUGGUGGGGCGCCGUCGCAUCGUCGUCGCCAACUGCGGCGACUCGCGCGCCGUGCUGUCCCGCGGUGGCGUGGCCGUGCCGCUCUCCACUGACCACAAGCCAGAUCGACCGGACGAGUUGCAGAGGGUGGAAGCGGCUGGCGGCAGGGUGAUCAACUGGAACGGGUCCCGUGUCCUAGGGGUCCUAUCCACCUCCAGAUCCAUUGGGGACUACUACCUGAAGCCGUACGUGAGCGCGGAGCCGGAGGUGACGGCGGUGGAGAGGACGGGCAAGGACGAGUUCCUGGUGCUGGCCAGUGACGGGCUGUGGGACGUGGUGUCCAACGACGAGGCGUGCCGGGUGGCGCGGAGCUGUCUCACCGGCCGUGCCGCCGCCGUGUUCCCGGAGUCUGUGGCCGGGCGCAGCGCCGCCGACGCCGCCGCGCUGCUCGCCGAGCUCGCCAUCACCCGCGGCAGCAAGGACAACAUCAGCGUCGUCGUGGUUGAGCUGAAGCGGUUCAAGAGCAGGGUAGGGCGUCGAGCCAUCGGAGGCGAGGUGCAGUUGUAGGAGCUUAAGUUAAUUUAGCUGUUGUAGGCACGCGCGCGUGCACUAGCUGGUAAGUAGUCUGUACAUUACGGCGACAUUUAUUCGGGCUGGGAAAAGAUCUCCGGCCGAUCACCGUCGGGACCUCAACUCCGGCGAUCGAUGAGCGGGUGUGAAAGAAAAUUGUCCAACGUUUUUCGCUAAUUUUAUACAAGCUGUAGUCGCUGCUCAGGCAGUGAGCAGCAGGGACGUUCUCACGUUGAGAGGAGAGGCAGCGACUGGCCCUGGUUUUCAGUUCAAAAAUUCAAAACUGAACCUGUUGAUUCAGCGACAUUUACUCGGGCCUGCCAGGCCGGGAAAAGAUCUUCGGCCGCCGCCUACACAGAGCUAAAACUAAGAUCGAAGAUCACAGCGACUAUGACAAGUGUA